AUGGUUUCGCAGACCGAGAACAAUUUCGCAGCAGAGUUAUGCGUAUUACGCAUAGAACCCCCACGUGAAGACGAGACGUUCGAGAAAGGGAGAACAGGGUCAGCCGAAGUUUCGGAACCUAGCAACGAGGAAGAACUUUCCUACCCCGAGGGAGGCCUAGAAGCAUGGCUUGUGGUAUUUGGUUCAUUCUGCGGAAUGCUAUGUUGCUAUGGUUACAUGAACAGCAUCAGCACUUACCAGGCAUAUCUCUCCACUCAUCAGUUACGCGACUACAGCGGCAGUUCUACCGGAUGGAUCUUCAGCAUAUACAUAUCCCUGACCUUCCUUUGCAGCAUCUUCGUGGGGCCGAUCUUCGAUGCUCAGGGAUCCAGAGUUCUAGUUCUUGUCGGGAGCGCUCUGAUGAUGCUGAGUAUUAUGCUCAUGGGAGUGUGUACAGAAUACUAUCAAUUCCUCAUCACUUUCGGUAUUCUUGGGGGAGUUGGAACAUCCUUGGUCGUUACUCCAGCCACUACAGCCAUUGGUCAUUUCUUCAUGACCACACGUGGCUACGCUACUGGUAUCGCUUGCACAGGAGGGUCCGUUGGCGGUGUCGUCUUCCCAUUGAUGCUCGAAGCUCUCUUCCCAAAAGGCUGGGGCUGGGCGACCAGGAUUCAAGGUUUCGUAUUCCUCAUCCUGCUCACUCUCGCCAACCUCCUGAUUCGCGUCCGUCUCAAGCCAACCGUCAACGCAAAACUUUUCCCGCUGCCCAACCCAAGGAUCUUCAAGCAGGUGGAUUUUCUCAUCGUCACCGUCGCCGCUUUCUUCCUCGAAUGGGGUCUCUUUGUCCCCGUCACGUACCUCACCAGCUACUGCGUCAACUCUGGCGCUUUCAGUCCGACCUUUGCUUACCAAGUCAUCGCUAUCUACAAUUCGACUUCUACCGUCGGCCGAUGGCUCUCGGGUUGGCUCGCUGAUAAGUUUGGAGCAUACAAUGUCAUGAUUGUUAUGGCUUUCUUCUGCUCAAGCCUUUCACUUGGUCUGUGGCUCCCUGCAGCGGCCUUUGCGAACGGCAACGACUCGAUUACAGAGAACUCGGGUCUCGCAGGAUCUAUAUAUAGCCUCACAAUCGCAUAUGCCGUAUUGAUGGGCAUAGCUUCUGGCAGCAACAUCUCGCUGGCGCCCGUCUGCGUGUCCAAGCUCUGCGAUACGAGGCAAUAUGGAGAGUACUACGGCAUGUGCUACGCUGUCGUAGGUUUUGGUACGCUCGUGAGUGUUCCCAUCGCUGGAGCAAUUAUCGGAUCGGACCGGCUUUACUGGGCAGGAGCGUUAUUCUGCGGCCUGUGUUACACCAUUGCCCUGCUUGGUUAUAUUACAAUUCGAGUAGCUAAGGUAGGAUCUAACGUGGCAACUAAGUACUAA
This is a messenger RNA of Dothidotthia symphoricarpi CBS 119687, 1398 nucleotides long. RefSeq names its product MFS general substrate transporter. The transcript is spliced from 3 exons. Bases 1 to 1398 code for a protein of 465 amino acids. Gene Ontology annotation, cellular component: fungal-type vacuole membrane. Gene Ontology annotation, molecular function: transmembrane transporter activity. The record is from RefSeq and is a predicted model, not a curated record. Gene Ontology annotation, biological process: transmembrane transport. NCBI's taxonomy places the organism in Eukaryota, Fungi, Ascomycota, Dothideomycetes, Pleosporales, Dothidotthiaceae.